CAUGGUAAUCUCACAUUCCACGAAUACUGAAAUGAAAAUCACCGCGUCAACGGACUGUGAUUCAGGUGGAACGUAUUCUCGUUUGCUAAGGAGAUAGAUGCUUUUCAUCUAAAAGCAGCGCUCGUGACGAGGGAGCUUAAGGCCACAAAACCGUGGGACAGCAGGAGGAAGAAAAGCCAGGUAUCUCCACUCCAGCUGCCCUGCCUCAGACUCCUAAGCUUCGCUUGUGAGGAUCCUCUUGUAGGCUAUGACUGGAGAUGGAAUCCUAAAGCACAGGUGAGGUGGAAAUCCUCCUUCAAGGAGAGUCGACUGAGGAAGCCAGCGGCUAAGAAUUGGCGGGACAAGAUACCUCCCUCUUCGCCUACGGCGAGCUCUCAUAGUAGCCGCCGUUCUGCCACCCACGCAGCUUUCUAAGCCACCUCUAGGUCCCCAGCGCCUUCAAUGGGGCGGCCGGCCGCACCCGAGGGCUGCAAGAGGAGACUCGAAGUGCUGGGCCAGCCUCGCUCCCCCGAGGUCCGCUCUUAGAAGGCCUGCCCGCCGGCGAGAGCCAGCCCAAGGCUCAGAUAACCAACGAGGCGCCAGACUCGGCAGGGGAUUGCUUUUGUCUGGGGCCCGGCCGAGGUUACGUCCGUGCCUCGCGCGCACCCGCUCCGCGUUCACUCAGCCAAUCCGACGCUACUCGCGCGCCCAAGAGCGGUCCGUGGUCCUACUCAGGCUGGGCCGCCUCCUUCCCGCUCCCAGCACUCAGCACCCGAGUUCUCACUCCUCCCCUCACUCUCCACGAGUUCCACGCCUCUGGGUGUAGCUCCGCCCCUGUCCCCUAGUCCGCCCCCGCAACCUCCAGAGCGUGUGCUCUCCUUUCCUCUCAGUCCUGCCAUCUAGCUGCCUUGGGUCUCCCGCUCCGCAGAACGGCCCGGCUCUCUCCUGCCUGGUUCUGCCGCCUCCGCGCGCUCUCCCCGUGAGGCCACCGCGCCCCGCAUUCCCAACUUGCCUCCUUCUCGCUGGACUGGGGGUCGCGUGUCUUGACUCCGCCCCCUCCCGCGGACCCGCGCAUUCCCGGCGCGGCCUCUCCCCUACGCAGGCCACCAAGCAUUCUGCGGCCUCCCCCUCCUUCCCCACUCUCCUCUCGCUCUCCUCGGCGAGCGCGCUCCCGGCCCGCGCGCUCCGGGCUCCGGUUUCUCCCGGCUCCUGUCAGUGCGGUGACUGCGCUGGGAAACAUGGCGACCGAGGGAAUGAUCCUCACUAACCACGACCAUCAAAUCCGUGUCGGAGUCCUCACAGUGAGUGAUAGUUGCUUCAGGAAUCUUGCGGAAGAUCGCAGUGGGAUAAAUCUCAAAGAUCUCGUACAAGAUCCUUCUUUGUUGGGUGGGACUAUAUCAGCAUACAAGAUAGUACCAGACGAAAUAGAAGAAAUCAAGGAAACCCUGAUAGAUUGGUGUGAUGAAAAGGAACUGAAUUUGAUAUUAACAACUGGAGGAACGGGGUUUGCACCACGAGAUGUCACUCCAGAGGCCACAAAAGAAGUAAUAGAACGGGAAGCGCCAGGGAUGGCCCUGGCAAUGCUGAUGGGAUCACUUAAUGUUACACCUCUGGGCAUGCUCUCUAGGCCUGUUUGUGGAAUCAGAGGGAAAACGCUCAUAAUUAACCUGCCAGGUAGCAAGAAAGGAUCUCAGGAAUGCUUUCAAUUCAUACUGCCAGCUCUACCUCAUGCCAUUGACCUUCUACGUGAUGCCAUUGUAAAAGUAAAGGAGGUGCAUGAUGAACUUGAAGAUUUGCCUUCCCCACCACCUCCUCUUUCCCCUCCUCCUACAACCAGUCCCCAUAAACAGACAGAAGAUAAAGGGGUUCAAUGCGAGGAAGAGGAAGAAGAGAAGAAAGACAGUGGUGUUGCUUCAACAGAAGAUAGUUCCUCAUCACAUAUAACUGCAGCAGCCAUUGCUGCCAAGAAGCAUCCAUUCUACACCAGUCCUGCUGUUGUCAUGGCACACGGUGAGCAGCCCAUCCCUGGUCUCAUCAAUUAUUCCCAUCAUUCAACAGAUGAACGGAUUCCAGACUCCAUCAUUUCUCGUGGUGUUCAGGUGCUCCCACGAGACACAGCCUCCCUCAGCACUACUCCUUCAGAAUCGCCUCGUGCUCAGGCUACAUCUCGCCUCUCUACAGCUUCCUGCCCAACACCAAAAGUCCAGUCCAGGUGCAGCAGCAAGGAGAACAUUCUUAGAGCCAGUCACAGUGCUGUUGAUAUCACCAAGGUGGCUAGAAGACAUCGCAUGUCUCCUUUUCCUCUGACAUCUAUGGACAAAGCCUUUAUCACAGUCCUGGAGAUGACUCCGGUGCUUGGGACAGAAAUCAUCAAUUACCGAGAUGGAAUGGGGCGAGUCCUUGCUCAAGAUGUAUAUGCAAAAGACAAUUUACCCCCCUUCCCAGCAUCAGUAAAAGAUGGCUAUGCUGUCCGAGCUGCUGAUGGCCCAGGAGAUCGUUUCAUCAUUGGGGAAUCCCAAGCUGGUGAACAGCCAACUCAGACAGUAAUGCCAGGACAAGUCAUGCGGGUUACAACAGGUGCUCCAAUACCCUGCGGUGCUGAUGCAGUAGUCCAAGUGGAAGAUACCGAACUUAUCAGGGAAUCAGACGACGGCACUGAAGAACUUGAAGUGCGAAUUCUGGUACAAGCUCGGCCAGGCCAAGAUAUCAGACCCAUUGGCCAUGACAUUAAAAGAGGGGAAUGUGUUUUGGCCAAAGGAACCCACAUGGGCCCCUCAGAGAUUGGUCUUCUAGCAACUGUAGGUGUCACAGAGGUUGAAGUUAACAAGUUUCCAGUGGUUGCAGUCAUGUCAACAGGGAAUGAGCUGCUAAAUCCUGAAGAUGACCUCUUACCAGGGAAGAUUCGAGACAGCAAUCGUUCAACUCUUCUAGCAACAAUUCAGGAACAUGGCUACCCCACAAUCAACUUAGGUAUUGUAGGAGACAACCCAGAUGACUUACUCAAUGCCUUGAAUGAGGGUAUCAGUCGUGCUGAUGUCAUCAUCACAUCGGGGGGUGUAUCCAUGGGGGAAAAGGACUAUCUCAAGCAGGUGCUGGACAUUGAUCUUCAUGCUCAGAUCCAUUUUGGCAGGGUUUUUAUGAAACCAGGCUUGCCAACAACCUUUGCAACUUUGGAUAUUGAUGGUGUAAGAAAAAUAAUCUUUGCACUACCUGGGAAUCCUGUAUCAGCUGUGGUCACCUGCAAUCUCUUUGUUGUGCCUGCACUGAGAAAGAUGCAGGGCAUCUUGGAUCCUCGGCCAACCAUCAUCAAAGCAAGGUUAUCAUGUGAUGUAAAACUGGAUCCUCGUCCAGAAUACCAUCGGUGUAUACUAACUUGGCAUCACCAAGAACCACUGCCUUGGGCACAGAGUACAGGUAAUCAAAUGAGCAGCCGUCUGAUGAGCAUGCGCAGUGCCAAUGGAUUGUUGAUGCUACCUCCAAAGACAGAACAGUACGUGGAGCUCCACAAAGGCGAGGUGGUGGAUGUCAUGGUCAUUGGACGGCUAUGAUGGUCACCAGCAGGAGAAAGCUUUGAUGCAUGUCCACAUAUCAUUGACUGUAUCCUGUAAUAUGCAACGGCACAGCUAGUUUUCCUGAUUUGGAUGAAAGUUGAUCUGUAUAGUCAACAUCUGGAACUAUAUUUCAAAUGAAUUUAAAUAUCUUUUAAAGAAAAAAACACCUAAAAAUAAAUCUUAACAGACAAUUCUAUUCUGAUUAUAUCAAGGCAAAUUUUUCCUUUCUUGCAAAUUGCUUUGUGUGUUCAAUGCUAGGUCUGAUAGCGAUAGCUUUUAGUAGACAGCGGUAGGUGCCUGCAGAACUUGUGUUUUUCUCAUCUUUAAAAUACAACUACUUAUGCUCUUAAAUCAAGGCUGUCUGCUUAUUUAUACUAGCGUAGGCAACACUUGGAUUUCCCUUCUUAGUAUGCUUCAUAACUGCUUUACAGAGAGCUUUUGCUUGUUCCUUCUCAUGUAUCUCGUGUUUAUGUGCACAGUGCCAAAAGAAGACUGACUGGGUGGAGGCUCUGCCUUGCCUCGAGAACCAUCCCCUGCAGAGCAUCCAGGGAGGUUUCUCGCCCCAAUAGCCUCAAUGGCACAGUACUCUUGGGCGGUAACUGGAUACCUUUUAUUUGAACCAACAAACUGAAGAAAAAUGCUUCCUUAAGUGCUGACAGCCUUUUUAACCAAUACAUUUAAAAUUGUACAGAACAAAAAAAUAAAAUCAAAGACUGAUCUUGUACAGAUAUUAGUGUUACCAGCAUUCACGUGGAAAUCAAGAGCAAAGACAAAAUAAUGUUAAACAACUCUGUACCAUAACAUUUUCUGUAAUGAUACUGAAACUUAAUGAAUAAAAAAAAAUUCCUUGAUCAUUAUUUAAAAA
Messenger RNA from Sapajus apella (tufted capuchin), 4395 nucleotides. It is a transcript of the gene GPHN, whose product is annotated as gephyrin. Gene Ontology annotation, biological process: molybdenum incorporation into molybdenum-molybdopterin complex; gamma-aminobutyric acid receptor clustering; Mo-molybdopterin cofactor biosynthetic process. The coding region runs from base 1218 to 3527 and encodes 769 amino acids. Gene Ontology annotation, cellular component: cytosol; dendrite; postsynaptic specialization. The record is from RefSeq and is a predicted model, not a curated record. The transcript has 23 exons. Gene Ontology annotation, molecular function: molybdopterin molybdotransferase activity. Lineage: Eukaryota; Metazoa; Chordata; Mammalia; Primates; Cebidae.